AAUCCGCAAGGCGGUAUAGCGGUGAAACAGGAAACGAGAGGAGUGCCGAAAGGAGGUCCACAAGUUUUCAGCGUUAGCGCUAGCCUAAUUGUGAGGAGGCUGCCCACAAAGUGACCACAGUGAAACUUCGCUGUCACCUUGAAUCUGAACUGCCAAGAAGUCUCGCUCAUCUAGCCCAGGGGAGCAAUUGUACGGAGGAGGCACCACCUGACAAGAACCGUGCACGGUUGCACCAGUAGGCGUUUCUAUCAUCCUCCGGGCUUUCCGCGAAGAGGGGCAGCGCACCCGAGUUCCAGAGUCCGCAAAGGCUCUCUCCUGCCACGAUGCUAGUGGACGAGCGGAUUUUAACGCUUUUCAAACGGAACUGUCAGCACACGUUGACGUACUGGAGCGUGUUCUUCAGCUUUGGACUCUGCAUAGCGUUCCUGGGCCCCACGAUUCUGGACUUGCGGUGUCAGACGCAGUCCACCCUGCAGGAGAUCACCUGGGUCUUCUUCUCCCAGCAGUUCUGCCUGCUCAUCGGCAGUUCGAUUGGAGGUGCUUUCAAGAGAACGCUGUUAUGUGCCCUGUCGGCUCUCUUCCUCUCCUCCCUCAUCAUCUCCGUCGUCUUCGCCAUUAUCCCCCUGUGCCACAAUGUCCUGCUGCUGGCCGUUGCCAUGGCAGUGGCCGGGCUGGCCAUGGGCAUCAUCGACACCAUCGCCAACAUCCAGCUGGUGAAGAUCUACCAGAAGGACUCUGCUGUCUUCCUUCAGGCCCUGCACUUCUUCAUCGGCUUCGGGGCGCUGGUGAGCCCUCUGAUCGCAGACCCCUUCCUGUCGGAGACCAACUGCGUGGUGGGCAACAGCACGGAGAAUGCCACGGAGAUCAUGCACCACCUGAGGAACACGCUGUCUGGCAGCCCCGCCCACAAUGUGUCCCAGUACACGCUCCCAACCGAGGGCGAGGUGACCACCAGCGUGUCCUACGCCUUCUGGAUCAUGGCCCUCAUCAAUCUGCCUGUGCCCAUUGCGGUUUUUGUGCUGAUGUACCGGGAGCGUCUGAUCCCGUGCUGUGGCAGCGGUAGCCCCCGCCUGCUGGACCGGGACGAGCUCGCCAUGGAAACACAAGGGGCAGGUGACCAGGAGCCUGAGCCCAAGGAGGACGCUGGGGGUCAUGGGGACUUGUUCAGCUGCUGUCAGAAUGAGAAUUUGCGGGGUCUGCCCCCAUCCUUCUUUGGUAUCCACAUACUUGGUGGGAUGGUCCUCUUCAUGACGGAUGGGAUUGUGGGGGCGUACGCUGGCUUUGUGUACACCUAUGCUGUGACUCCUCCCAUGUCUCUGGCUCACAAGACGGCAGGUUACCUGGCCAGCGUGUUCUGGGCAGCCAUCACUGCGGGGCGGCUGGUCUCCAUUCCUCUGUCAUACCGGUUCCAGCCUGUUCGGCUGCUCAUGGUCAACCUGGCCGGUGUGAUCGUCACAGUGCUACUGCUGCUCAUCUUCUACACCAGCAGCGUGUUCCUGUUUGUGGGGACCUGCCUGCUGGGUCUGUUUCUCAGCAGCAUCUUCCCCUGCAUGCUGGCCUACACCGAGGACAUCCUGGACUACCAAGGGUGUGCCACUACAGUCCUGGUCACCAGCGCCGGGCUAGGGGAGAUGGUCCUACAGGUUCUGGUGGGAUCGGUCAUCCACAGCGAGGGAAGCUACAGCUUCCUGCUUUGCGGGAUGAUCAUUGGCUGCAUCGGCUUCACGCUCUUCUUCGGCCUGCUGCUCUUCCAUCGUAUGCACAGAAACUACCUCACAGGUACCUCCAAGAAGACGGCCAUGGUGGAAGAACCGACAGCAGACUGCGCCAAGCAGUGAGAGAGGGAGGGCGACCGAGAAGAGGGCGAGAGGGGAGGAAUGCCGCCACCUCAAGGGACUCUGUGCAAUGUCCACACUGACCAAUCAGUGAAGAGGCAGACAGGAAGUACUGACGUCUGUGAUGCAAACAUUCCAAACGGACAGGGGCGCCACUGCUGCCCCGCCACCUGGGAAGCACAGAGGGACAGAGGCACACACCCCAAAAAAGAGACACCCUAUGAAUGUCACUUAUUUAUUGCAAAUGAUUUAUUCCCUCCUUCACUUUUAAAAUGCUUGUUUUAACAUGCGAAUGAUUGAGUAUUUGACUGAAUGAAAUGGACUGUAUAUUCCUAUUCAAGAUCAAAACUGAGAAAACAGGUGUUUUCCAAUUCCACUUGCUCCGAGUAAAUUAAGGUACCUUUGUUUUUAUGUGUCAUUGUCUUCAAAGCACUGUUUCUUCUUCCACGAAUCGUAAAUAGCAGAUUUAUUUUUGUA
Messenger RNA from Megalops cyprinoides (Indo-Pacific tarpon), 2312 nucleotides. RefSeq names its product major facilitator superfamily domain containing 4Ab (gene slc60a1b). NCBI's taxonomy places the organism in Eukaryota, Metazoa, Chordata, Actinopteri, Elopiformes, Megalopidae. The transcript is spliced from 10 exons. The record is from RefSeq and is a predicted model, not a curated record. Gene Ontology annotation, biological process: transmembrane transport. The coding region runs from base 324 to 1838 and encodes 504 amino acids.